GGGACCUCCCGGUUCCGGCGCGGUAGAGGCCCAAGGAGGUGAACCGUCUCCGGCACCAUGUCUGGUUUGUCUGGCCCACCAGCUCAGCGUGGCCCUUCCCCGUUGGCGGUGCUGGUUUUAUUCCUGCUGGGCCCCAGCUCGGUGCUCGCCAUCUCCUUUCAUCUCCCCGUUAACUCCCGCAAGUGCCUCCGCGAGGAGAUCCACAAGGACCUGCUGGUGACGGGCGCGUACGAGAUCACCGACCAGUCUGGGGGCGCUGGCGGCCUGCGUACCCACCUCAAGAUCACAGAUUCUGCUGGUCAUAUUCUGUACUCCAAGGAAGAUGCAACCAAGGGGAAAUUUGCCUUUACCACUGAAGAUUAUGACAUGUUUGAAGUGUGUUUUGAGAGCAAGGGAACAGGGCGGAUACCUGAUCAGCUCGUGAUUCUAGACAUGAAGCACGGAGUGGAGGCGAAAAAUUAUGAAGAGAUUGCCAAGGUUGAGAAACUCAAACCUUUAGAGGUGGAGCUCCGACGCCUAGAAGACCUCUCAGAAUCCAUCGUUAAUGACUUCGCUUACAUGAAGAAGCGAGAGGAGGAGAUGCGAGAUACCAAUGAGUCAACAAAUACUCGGGUCCUGUACUUCAGCAUCUUUUCAAUGUUCUGCCUCAUUGGACUAGCCACCUGGCAGGUCUUCUACCUGCGUCGCUUUUUCAAGGCCAAGAAGUUGAUUGAGUAAUAAAGCCCAGUGUCCUCCCACCUGUAUCUCAGCCAGCUGAACAUCCCUGGGACGUGCCUCGCCUAAGGCAUCCUGCUGACAGCACCAUCAAGGCACAUUGGAGCUUUCUUGCCAGAACUGAUCUCUUUUGGUGUGGGAGGACAUGGGUUACCACCUACACCCAAUAAGUCAAUGAGGGACUUCUUUUUAACUUCGUAGGAUUUGGACUGGUUUUGCAACAAUAGGACUAUUAUUAGAGUCACCUAUGACAAAAAAUAGGGGUUACCUAGCUAAUGCCAAAGCCAGCAUUUGUACUGGGUUUCCUCAUGUGCUAUGUUUGAACCAUGUUUUCUUUCCUUUUCCUACUUGCUCACCAGCUUGAGCUUCCACUCUAGUUCCUUCACCAAGGUAUGUAUGACCAUGUUGAACUUGUUUCAUUGAUCAUCCUCUUUGGAUUUCUGUGUGAAAACACACUUAACUUUCUCUUGACCCUUAGCUGAAAUGUGUAGGUAGCUUCUGGUGAUACCCUUUCAUAAUUUUAUGUCUCUUAAAAGGGUGAUCAAUGGGACACCUCAUAGAGAGGAGCUUUGAACUGUAGAUAACUCUUAAAGAAGACAUCGUUUUAGAGAAUUAAAAUAUUUGUGCUUAACUGCCUGAACCUUUUUCCUGUAUUUACGUGUGUUUAGUUCUAUGCAGUUUUGUCAGGUAGAGAUUUGUGUGAUCACCACUGCAAGAUGCAGAACAGUCCAACUCUUGUAUUCUUUGUACUACUACCCUUUUAUAACCAUGGCCACCUCCCUUCCUUACCCCAGAGCCCCACCUUCUGGCAACCACUGAUCUGUUCUCUAUCUCUAAUUUUGUCAUUUCAAGAACAUUUUAUAAAUGCAAUCAUAUAGCAUGUAGCCUUCUGAGAUUGGCUUUUUGAACUCAGCAUAAUUUCCUUGAAAUCCAUCCAAGUUGUUGCAUGUUACCAGUAGCUUGCUCCUUUUUAUUGCUCAGUAGUAUUCCACGGUAUGGAUGUACCACAAUUUGUUUAACCAUCCCCCCACCGAAGGACACUGGGGUUGUUGUCAGGUUUUGGCCAUUUCUAAUAAAGCUGCUGUGAACUUUCAUGUACAGGAUUUCAUGUGAACAUAAAUACUUAUUUCUCUGGGAUAAGUGCCCAAGAGGGCAAUAUGGUAAGCACGUGUUUAUUUUUGUAAGAAACCAUCCUACUCUUUUUCCAGAGUGACUGCCAUUUUACCUUCCCACCAGCAAUGUGUGACCAAUCCAUUUUCUCCAAAUCUUCACCAGUAUUUGCUAUUACCGUUAUUUUUAUUGUAGUCAUUCUAAUAGGUGCGUGUAGUAAUACCUCAUUAUGGUUUUGAUUUGCAUUUUCCUAACGGCAAAUGAUGUCGAACAUCUUUUCAUGUGCUUAUUUGCCAUCUAUUUUCCUCAAUGAAAUACCUAUUCAUAUCCUUUUUGCCCAUUUUCUAAUUAGAUUGUUCUUUCUACAUUAAGUUUUGAGAGUUCCUUAUACAUCCUAGAUACAAAUCCUGUCAGAUAUGUGGUUGCUUGAAUUUUUUUUUAGAUUUUUGUUUUUUUUUCAAGUAAUCUCUACACCCAACAUGGGUGGGUCUUGAACUUACAACCCCGAGAUCAAGAGUCGCAUGCUCUACUGACGGAGCGUGGUUGCUUGAAUUUUUAACUUCUACCAAGGAAAAUACAAGUAAAAUUUACCAACUCUUCUUACAUGCCCAGUCACUGACUUAAUUCCUGUCCUUAUGUGUUCUAUCUAACAAAUUAAGACAUACGAGGUACACACACACACACACCCCUGGGAGGAUUAUGAAUAGAGUAAAUACUUGAAAAUGCAUGUUGUGAAAGCAAAGCCAAGAAUCACUGUUGGAAUAUAAGGUGCCUAAAGGCCAAUACUAAUAUAAGUAAGUGAAGGCAUGGAUACAAAUGACUGUGUUUGUAAACAGUUACGAAAAAUACUACCACUUGAAAAUGUCUCCACUCCACCCUAGAAAGUGGGUGGGAGUUUGUCCUUUUUUUUUCUUUUAAUGUUUAUUUAUUUUUGAGAGAGACAGAGACAGAAUGCGAGUGGGUUAGGGGCAGAGAGAGGGAGACACAGAAUCCGAAGCAGGCUCCAGGCUCUGAGCUGUCAGCACAGAGCCUGAUGCGGGGCUCGAACUCACGAGCUGUGAGAUCAUGACCUGAGCCGAAGCCGGUCACUCAACCAACUGAGCUACCCAGGUGCCUUGGGGAGUUUGUCCUUUCUAUAAUUUCUUUUUCAACCCCUACUGUUAUAGGGCUUGUCUAAUCACAGUGGUAAGAAUUACAGGACUUAGGGCAUAGCACUUGCAGUUAAGAAGCAGUGUUAGAAUUAACAGAGAACACUGCCGUGGUGACCAGGAUAAAGUAGAAAAGUAGAAGAGGAAGUGAAUUAUGUUGUUGAAAUCUCAGGCUGUUCUAUUAAUGUUCCAGCUACUGUGAACCCAAAGCCCUUCCCCCCGGCUCCCUGUAUGAAUUCCUCUGGUGUGGCUGAGCGGUUCUUUCAUUAAUUCGUGCGACAUUGCCAUCUGCUGGUAGGAAUUGAUAGGUACAGCGUCUGAGAACCUGGCAGCCAAAUCUUCGCCAUAACGAGAGCAGAUGUUGAGAAAGUCUACAUGUGGUAUUACAUAUACUAGACAACAAAGGAUACAUCCAAGUAGGGAAGAGAAUAACCGAAUUUGUGGGUCAAAUCCAUUCUUAGACAUGUAAAGGUCAAGUUCUGUUCCAUACCAUUAGCCUAAUAAACUCUCGUAUUUCUGACUGGUGCCUUCCCCCUUUUCCAGAAGCAGUGAAAGUUCUUCAGUUGAUUAUCCUUUUGCUCUGAUAAAAUGACAAAAAGAUAGACGAGGAGAAUAUUUUAUUUUGCUGAUCUUUUUGUUCCCGAAUGUGACUUUGUGAAACGGAUUUUUUUUCCAUGUCCUUCCCUUUUACUCAUGCCAAAAACACCAACUUGGACAUUGUGCUUUCAGUUUAAAGUUCAUUGAUAAUUACACUUUGAUUUGAUUGAAAAAGUAAAAAUUACUUAAUUUUAUAAAAGCCUAGUGCAAGAACAAAUCAGCUUUAAAAAUGGGGAUGUUAUCUGCUUUCCUCCAUUUUGAGCCCAUUCAACACAGUCUAUAUAAUAUACAUAGGAACAAUACAGUUUAAGCAUUGUUAUACCACUGUCAUAAACCCCUGUCGUAAGCCAUUUUUCUGUUUGUUUAAUGGAAAGAGGUGUGUGGGAUUUCUACAGAUUUACUUGUAAGUUUGGAUUGGGGAUUUUUGUGUACAUUUUCUCAAAUAAACGCUAGCAGAAACCA
This is a messenger RNA of Acinonyx jubatus (cheetah), 4031 nucleotides long. RefSeq names its product transmembrane p24 trafficking protein 10 (gene TMED10). The record is from RefSeq and is a predicted model, not a curated record. The transcript is spliced from 5 exons. Bases 58 to 717 code for a protein of 219 amino acids. Gene Ontology annotation, cellular component: COPI-coated vesicle; COPII-coated ER to Golgi transport vesicle; endoplasmic reticulum-Golgi intermediate compartment. Gene Ontology annotation, biological process: Golgi organization; intracellular protein transport; endoplasmic reticulum to Golgi vesicle-mediated transport. NCBI's taxonomy places the organism in Eukaryota, Metazoa, Chordata, Mammalia, Carnivora, Felidae.